Messenger RNA from Aspergillus luchuensis, 471 nucleotides. Its product is annotated as VOC family protein. Lineage: Eukaryota; Fungi; Ascomycota; Eurotiomycetes; Eurotiales; Aspergillaceae. The transcript is spliced from 3 exons. The coding region runs from base 1 to 471 and encodes 156 amino acids. The record is from RefSeq and is a predicted model, not a curated record.
AUGUAUCAUAUCUCCAAGUUCCCUCGAAACGAAAAUUGUACCAUCUACAACACUAUGGCCGCCAAGUUUGCUAUCAAGUCUUUAGACCACCUGGUCUUGACAGUCCGGUCCAUCCCCGUCUCCGUCGCAUUCUAUACAAGCCAUCUGGGGAUGAAACAUGAAGUCUUCUCUUCACCUAGCAGUCCAGACAUUCAACGACAUGCCCUUCUCUUCGGGUCCCAGAAAAUCAACCUGCACGAGAGCGGGAAGGAAUUCGAGCCCAAGGCCCAGAAUGUCAUGCCAGGAAGCGCAGACCUCUGCUUUCUGACAGACACCAAAGUGGAUAAUGUUCUCAAAGCUCUCGAAGAAGCUAAGAUCGACGUCCUCGAAGGUAACAAAGUCGUGGAACGCACGGGUGCGGUGGGGAAGAUCCGGAGUGUUUAUGUGCGUGAUCCGGAUGGCAACUUGAUUGAAAUAUCAAACUACUGUUAA